Messenger RNA from Penicillium daleae, 1899 nucleotides. Its product is annotated as FAD-dependent oxidoreductase. Gene Ontology annotation, biological process: ubiquinone biosynthetic process. The transcript has 6 exons. The coding region runs from base 1 to 1899 and encodes 632 amino acids. Gene Ontology annotation, molecular function: oxidoreductase activity; FAD binding. Lineage: Eukaryota; Fungi; Ascomycota; Eurotiomycetes; Eurotiales; Aspergillaceae. Gene Ontology annotation, cellular component: mitochondrion. The record is from RefSeq and is a predicted model, not a curated record.
AUGGAAGCUCUGGAACACAGGCUACAGUUGACGGAAAAUGCAUUGUUGAGGCUGCUCUCGCAAGUCUCAAACACCCAAUUGCUGGAGGCAUUUCCAAGUCACUCAUCAUCGGACAGAAGCCCGAGUGGAUAUGUACCUCUCGCGAGGAUUGAAAAGAAGGGGAUUGAAGACUGGGCACAAUUUCCACUUGACACAGCCGACAACAUUCGCAAGUGGCAGAGAUUCUACACCGACCAAGAUGCGGGUUGUCCCUCCCAGCAGGUCCUUGGAAACGAGAAUCCUUCUAUUCGCUCGGACCAUACGAGUGACCGGAAGCGAAAACAUAUGGCACUUGACGGACCUACAAAUGGGCCCUUUGAAGAGCAUGUCAAAGGAUCAUCAGAAUCUGAUUCUCCGCAUGAGCAUCAACCGUGGCCUUCGUCUCCAACUGCUCUUUACCGGGCGCAGGAGCGGCCAUACCUCCAUGUUGGCGUUCAUCAACAUCUAAAUAUCAAUGAAAGUGAGCACAAUGAGCCGGGGAUUGUUGAUACUGGAGCUCAUCCACCCAUGUGGGAAGAUAAAGCUGUUGCUACGCAGAUGGCCAGCUCCUGGGAUGGAGCACCUUCUCUCAAUUUCCAGCACAGGUUUCUCUGUGAUGGAAUCGACCAAGUGGGAGAGCCCCACAGCGUGGAGGGAUGGGGUGUCGUGAUCGUAGUCGGCGCUGGGCCCUCGGGUCUGAUUCUUGGGAUUUUACUCGCCAAACAGGGCAUUGAAGUUGAGCUUCUCGAUGCUGGUGCUGAACUUGACAAUCAACCUCGUGCGGCUCACUAUGCAACACCCGCAACAUACGAACUAGCACGAGCUGGAGUUCUUGAUGACGUGAGAGCUGUGGGCAUCCCAUGCAAGAGCUUUGCAUGGAGGAAAAUGGACACUACUUUCAUCGCUGGCAUGAAACAUGACGUGCUACCCGCAGAUUAUCCAUACAGCAUGGUUGUGCUUCCACUCGACCGAUUGGGAAAGAUCCUGUACGAGCAUAUCCAGAGACAACCUACAGCGACGGUCAAAUGGUCACAUCGGGUUGUACGUAUUGGCCAAGACCAAGGGAUGGCUUGGGUCGAUAUUGAAACAUCCAAAGGCACUGUGCGAUCUGAGGCAGACUAUGUUAUCGGCUGCGAUGGAGCUAGCAGCACCGUGCGGCGUGAGCUGUUCGGCCCAGAGUAUCCGGGGGAGACUUUGGAUGCACAGAUUAUUGCGACAAAUGUGUACUAUGAUUUCACCAAAUACGGAUACUGGGAUAGCAACUUCAUCGUCCACCCCAAGAAUUGGCACAUGGCAGCACGCAUCACCACGGACGGACUAUAUCGAGUAUCUUACGGUGAUGUCCCUGGACUCACUCGGGACGAAUACAUUGCACGCCAGCCACAACGAUACGAAGAGAUUCUUCCUGGAAAUCCCAAGCCCGGCGAUUAUACCAUCACCAACAUAAGCCCUUACAAGCUCCAACAGCGGUGUGCCCCCAGUUUCCGGGUGGGGAGGGUUAUCCUGGCAGCAGACGCAGCCCAUCUAUGCAAUCCUUUUGGAGGGCUUGGGCUGACAGGUGGAAUCGCCGACGUGGGCUGCCUCUACGAUUCAUUAAUCGGUAUGCAUAAGGGUCUAGCAGACGAGAGUAUCUUGGAUACGUAUAGUGAGGUUCGCAAGCGCAUCUGGAGCGAUACCAUUGAUCCCAUGUCCCGCGAGAACUUCCGCAGACUGCACGACCAAGAUCCAGAGAAAGCCCGUGACAAUGACGAGUUUUUCAAGAUCCUCAUCGAAGCGGAGUCAGAUACAGAAUUGGCGCAGGAACUGGCACUGGGACUGGAGGUCUUGCGACACGACAUGACGCAGUACUAUAAGAAACCAUCCGAAGAAGCUAAACUGUAG